AUGGUCACGGCCCGACAAGAUAGGGCCGCGGCAGGAAUCUCAUCACCAGAACUCUCUUCACCCCCUUCCGUCAUUUCUCCGCCCGCCUCUCCUCCUAGGACCUACAAGCCGACAAGAAAAGAUAUGGAUGAGAUAGUCGUCGGCUCGGAAGCGGCGACGAAAGAUGGACAGCCAGUACAGUUAACAGCGGCCGGUCUGCCCCGCAAGAAGCCUGGACGAAAGCCAGGAACCACGGUCAAACCGAAGGCCACUACAGCGGCUACCACCGAAACCACUCAAGAGGCCCCAAAGCAGCGGAAGCCCAGGAAGCCCAGGGAUCCUAACGCGCCUCCUGUACAGCGUAAGCGAAAGUCGGCACCUAACACCGAAGCGAACGUGGGCGCCGACUCGAAGUCUCUAGCGUCUGGUGCAUCAAAUGCGUCGCCUACCCCCACGUCCGCCACUCCUCCAGCAGUCCCGUCGCGCCAAACUAAGAUUACGGACCUCGUCAGCGUGGAGCCGAAGACGGAACCCAAGACACCUAGCCAGCAGGAUUUCCCUGUCAAGGCACCGAAACGUGAGCCACACGUGAGCUCUAUGAAAAACAUUUUAAACGCGACCGAUGUCCCCGUUCGCACCAGCGGUCAAAAUUACGACCCUAUUCGCGGAAAUUACGACCCCGUCCGCGAAACCAUGAUCACGCGCGACCCCUACGGGACGAACUCGAUCAACUCGCCACGCCAGCCCACAACCCAAGUGUCUAGCCGAGCUAGCGCUUCACCGUCCAUCUCUAUUCUCGUCGACCCCAUGCCGCACGCCCACCCUAUUUCUCCCCCGCAAGUGUCGCGGCAGUCUUCUCAACAACCAGUACUGCCGUUGCGCCCGACCCAAGAACCUCCCUCGAUUCCUCCUUCUCCUACACCGCAAGUACCGCGCUCGAGCCUUCCCGACACGAAGCCGAAACCGACAUCUUUCCCCGCGCUCGCCGUGGAAACCAAGAAGGCCGCAUCUGCCAAAUCCGAGACCCAAGCGAAGGAUAAGCCGGCGAAAGAGAGCAAGCAUGGCCAGACGUCCAAGAAGCCUUCGCCGAAGCAAAGAAUAGCACCUACCGCUGCUUCCUCUCCAAAGACACAUAACCUCGAAGAACCCUCGGCGGGCGGAGAAAAAGAGAAUGAACGGUCCAUCCUCGACUUUGGCAAAGCGAAACCCGGCGAAGAGUUCCAGGCGCCUACCAUCGUGCUGGAAAUCUCCAUCGCUCCCGGAGAAACCAACAAGUACGUCAACUUCAUGCGCUUGGCCGAGGACCGUUACGGUUGGGAUGCGCUCCACCCGCGACUGGCGGCCCACCGCGACCGUAAGGCACGCAUCGCCGCUGCUGCGUCGGCGCUUGAGAAGAGCGGAUCCGGCAGGGAAUCUGGCGAUGAGAUGUCCGAGGACGUUUCCGACGGCGAAGGCGCGAGCGCGGACCACGCUGGUGGUGCUGCUAGUGGUGUUGAUGUUCCUGCGAAGCCGGCGAAGAAGAAGCGUAACUUUAAGGAGGACGAAUACGAUAGGGAAGACGACUUUGUGGAUGACUCGGAGCUGUUGUGGGAGGAGCAAGCGGCGGCCAGCCGAGAUGGAUUUUUUGUUUACUCAGGCCCUCUCAUCCAGGAAGUGGAGAAGCCUGCUGUAUCUGAACCACCCAAGCGAGGACGCGGUAGCCGAGGCGGUCGAGGAAGUCGAGGCGGUACCACUCGAGGUAACGGCGGCACUGGCCGGGGUGGCGGCCCCGGAUCUCGGGGCGGCGGCGCAGCGAAACGAGCGCGCGGUGCCAAGGCUAAGGCUGCAUCUGAGCGAGAGAAGGCAGAGAAGGAGAAGCCCGCUAAAUCGACUUCCCCGAAGCCGAAUAGCAAUCCUUACGGCCUCUUGCAGCCCACCACGCCCCUGACAGCUACGGCGACGGCCAGCUAA
This is a messenger RNA of Scedosporium apiospermum, 1929 nucleotides long. RefSeq lists its product as uncharacterized. NCBI's taxonomy places the organism in Eukaryota, Fungi, Ascomycota, Sordariomycetes, Microascales, Microascaceae. The record is from RefSeq and is a predicted model, not a curated record. Bases 1 to 1929 code for a protein of 642 amino acids. The transcript is spliced from 2 exons.